ACAAAGAGGAGUGUCAGGCAGCAUAAAUUUCAGCAUACAAAAUUCCACACACAAGCAGCGCGUCCAGAAACUUUUCGGCAACUUUUCCGCAGGAAAAUCGAGUGUAAAUACGCUGAAAUAAAAGCAAGCGGAUGAAAAAGUCAAAGUUCCUAGCUCCUAGAACUAAUCAAAAAUUGCUGUAAAUUAAUUUGUUAGCGUUAAAUUAUUGAAAAUUGAAUAAAACAGAAGAAUAGACGGAGACGAGACGGAAAGAGAAGCGCCACUGAAACGUUUGAUAGAAAACGUAAAUAAAAGAGUCUCAGUGCGUGAAAGAGAGCACACCGCUGGCAAAACGUGCGAGCAAGUGAGGAGACAGACAGACAGUCACAGAACGUGCGGAUAACCCAGAGAAGAGGCAAAAGCUAGAGAGAAGACAACAACAGCUCCGGAGAACAGCCUGUGUGUGGGAGGAAGUGAGCAGACAGGCCGCCCCCACUGGAAGAGCUCAAGAGGAGCAUAAAAUCGCAAGCAGAGAAGACAUCAUCAUCGCCAGAGCGAGAGAGAGAACGAGAGAGAGAGAUUCCGAGAGACAACCACCCGCUGGCUCCACAGACGAGACCCCACGAGACACGGCACAGCGUGGAGAACGUGUCGAGCAACAAAUUAAUAAUAAAAUAAAGAAAAACACACACAAAUUGAAGACAACAACAAGGAGGAGGAGGAAGAGCAGCAUCCGAAGCAGAGAUAGAAGCAGCAGCGGAAGCAGCAGCAGCAGCAACGUUGCCAGAGGAACCCACGGAAGAUGGGCUGCGGGCAGAGCAAGAUACACUUAUAUCCCAGGAAGUCGAAGAGUAAAGCAAAUGGCAAGAAAGGAGGACAUGCCGAUUCAGAUGCCGAAACGGAUGAGGAUGAAGGCCACAUCGAGGAUGCCGAGAAGGCACAGCAGCGCGACCGCGAGAAGCAUGACGAGAGCGAGGAGCUAAGCAAUAAGGAUAGCCAGGACUCGGACGAGGAUGUAGCCGUCUCACUGCUGCGCGCCAAGAAUCUAUCGUUGCUGCAAAGCCAAGAAAUAUCCUCAAGCCAACAUAACUUUUUCCGCAUGCUGGACAGGAAGAUCGAUGAGGGUCCCGAUUACGACUCGGCCAGCGAGACGGAAGUGGCCUUGGAGGAGGCACGUCUGAAUGCCCUGCGCCAGCAUUGGGAGUCCGCCAGCCUCACCGCUUCCAUUUGCUCCUCCGCCAGCCGCUCGCUGCAGACCACGCCCAUUCGACAAGUGCAGGUGCCGCUGAAGCAGCCACCGCGAAGCGCAGGGCUACUACUCCAGCCCUCAGCGGCGUGUGGCACGAUGGCCGCGACGGAGUAUCUACCUCAGCAUGUGUUGGCGGGGCGACAACAGCAGCAGCAGCAGCUGCAGCAACAGCAACAGGCAGCCGUUCUCUACCAGCAACAACAACAGCAGCAGCAGCAGCAACAACAGCAGCAGCUCAUCCUCAUGCCCCAGAUGGAUGCUAAUGUUGGCAUCCAUACGUCCACUGCGGCAGCCGCAGCUCAGCUAGCCCAGCUCCAGCAGCAACAGCAGCUCCAGCAGCAGCAGCUCCAGCAACAACAGAUCCAUCAGCAGCAGCUGCAACAGCAGCAACAGCAGCAGCAAAUGUACCAGCAACAGCAGCAGCAGUAUAUGCUGUCCCUUCCCGCAGGAUCCAUGCCGCAGAGCGUCAGUCCCAAGCGACUGAUGUAUGGAGCGGCGCCCUCGCCGCCCAUCAGCUCCUGCCCCGUAUCCGCAGCUCCUCCUUCCGUACAGUAUAUCUCAGCCGGCUCCCAGCUCAUGCAGCAGCCGGGUGGAACGGGUUUCCUUAAUGGCGCCGGCGCCAGCGGGCUGGGAGUGGGACGAGCGCCCUUGCAGCUGGCCUACUACGGCGCACCGGGCGCCAACCCACAGGGAGCGGCGUCUUCGGCUCCCCUGAAUGCCCCCGAAACAUACGAAACUCAAACCGCUCCACACAGCCAAAGUCAACAACAGCAGCAGCCACCGCCACCGCCGCCGGGUGGCUACUAUGGCGAGCUCAUGCACGGAGUGCAGCAGACAGCACCCGCGGCGGAAUACAAGUUUCCGGCGGCCAUUAGCGUACAGAGAUUGGCGCCGCAAGUGCAGCGGCAGCUGCGCGAGACGCAGGAACUCAUAAAAGACUCGUGCCCGCAGCUGUAUGCAGCGGGCUAUGGCAGCCCAGGACCACCGAUACGCAAUCCCAGCAGAAAUCCAACUAGAACUAGACCCACCCUGGAGACCCAGUUCUCGCAGGAACUAUCGUGAUAUCUAUAUAUGUAACAAACAGCAAGCAAACGCAAGUGCAACCGUAGCAAAGGAUAAUGCCACACUCUGAGCAGAAGAGAACAGAAUCAGUGUUAGAUAAACCGCAGCCAAAGAACAGAAAGAACUAAUUAACCAAAACUAUAAAAUACUAAAUGAAAAAAAAACAAAAAAUGCGAAAAGCCAAAAAAAAAUCGAAGAAAAUCAAUUAAGAAAUUGUAAAACUGCACUCGAUGUUUCAGACCCCCCCUUCCCGAACUGGGUAGAUUGUGCCCCCCUCCUCAUACGACAAACCUAUACGCGUAUUAAUUACUAAAAUCACAGUUGCCACAAUUAGUCCCCCGAGCCACCAAAACUACUGGCUGGUCCUCUUUUUGAUCGCCGGCCCACUUUUCCACCAACAAGGUCCCUUUUUUUCUUCUAUUCAUAGUUUUUAAUUCGAUAUUAUUAUAUAAAGAUUUUGUACAAUGUCAAAAGCUAUUAUUAAACCUUCGUUUUGUAGAUAUUAA
Messenger RNA from Drosophila subobscura, 2796 nucleotides. It is a transcript of the gene tow, whose product is annotated as alpha-protein kinase 1. The transcript is spliced from 6 exons. The record is from RefSeq and is a predicted model, not a curated record. Bases 782 to 2290 code for a protein of 502 amino acids. NCBI's taxonomy places the organism in Eukaryota, Metazoa, Arthropoda, Insecta, Diptera, Drosophilidae.